UAUCAGUAUAGUUGCAGAAAAGAGUAAAAACUUAUUCAAUUUUCACAAUCUUCAAAGCCAAAUCCACCACCCCCCCAUCACUCACCAACCUCUCUUUACCCAUUUUCCCAAGCAAUUCCCCUCUCCUCCUUUCUCAAUACUCAUCUCAAACCCUAGAAAUUCUUUAAGAUAAAUACCUCAAAAUCAUAUAAAAAUUUCAUCUUUCUAGAAAAUCUCUACAUGGGUUCAUUUAAGAAGAAAUCUUGGUAAGUCUCAGCUGAAAAAAGAAUACAAAGUUAACAGCUUUUCUAGCUCAAGUUAAGCCAAGAUCAAGAAUGGGUACUUUGUCAGCUUCCAGGUAUCUUAUGGUGUUAUUUAUCUUCUGUUUUUACUUCAGAACUAUCCAAUCUGAGGAAAAAAUGUCAUUUGGUUUUGUGGAUUUUGGUAAAGAUUCAAACUUUGAGUCUCAGAUUGCACUUUAUGGUGAUGCUAAGGUUGUUAAUGGUGGUAUACAAAUGAGUGGUUCAGUGGGUUUUAGUGCUGGAAGAAUCUUGAAAAAGAAACCCUUUAAGUUAAUUGAAGGAAAUCCAAGAAAAAUGGUGUCUUUUUCAUUACAUUUUGUGUUUUCAUUGUCAAGAGAAAAUGGGGAUGGAUUUGCUUUUGUGAUGGUACCUAUUGGAUAUCCUUUUGAUGUGUUUGAUGGUGGCUCAUUUGGGCUAUUGGGUGAUAGAAAAAUGAAGUUUCUUGCUGUAGAAUUUGAUACAUUUAUGGAUGAGAAAUAUGGUGAUGUGAAUGAAAACCAUGUUGGUGUUGAUUUAAGCAGCUUUAUAUCUGUGAAAGUGAGUAAUGUUAGUUCUGUUAAAUUGGGGCUAAUGAAUAGUGGUGAAAAGAUGCAAUCUUGGAUUGAUUAUGAAGCAAGUUCAAAGAGAUUGGAAAUCAGGUUGAGCAAAUUAGCUGACAUUAAGCCAGUUGAUACAUUGCUUUCUUGCCCUAUUGACAUGUCACAAAUGUGGAAAGAGGAUGAAUUGUUUGUGGGGUUAAGUUCUUCAAGUGGGAAUUCUACUCAGAAAUGCAACAUCUAUUCAUUGAGCUUUAACACAAGGACUGCACCUCAUUGGAUGCACUCUGAACCAUUAGAUCCACAAGCAUUUGUUGAGAAAAAAGAAGAGAUGAAAGUUCACAGCAGAAGUGAUUGUGCUUUGAGGAUUCUUGGUGCAUUGCUUUUCGGUACGGGAUGUGGAGCAUUAGGGGCAUUACUUGUUGUGAUUGUGUGGACUGUGUUAGGGAGUAGAAGGCCAGUGGCACCAGAGGAUCAUCCUGCAGUAAUGGAACUUCAUAACAAGGAAUUCGACGAGUACAAAAAGUUCAUAGUAGUUGUAGAUAAAGCUAUGGAAGAUGGUAAGGUUAAGAAUUAGGUAAACUUGAUUGAAGUGGGAAUUUAGUUUUGUUGGUUAUGUAAAUCAUCUUUGUUAAGUUUUGUGCUUUUUGUUCUUGUUAUGUUGUGUAGCUGUAAUUUAAUGAUUUACUAUCCAAAGUGUA
This is a messenger RNA of Solanum verrucosum, 1518 nucleotides long. RefSeq names its product L-type lectin-domain containing receptor kinase VIII.2-like. The transcript has a single exon. NCBI's taxonomy places the organism in Eukaryota, Viridiplantae, Streptophyta, Magnoliopsida, Solanales, Solanaceae. The record is from RefSeq and is a predicted model, not a curated record. Bases 315 to 1394 code for a protein of 359 amino acids. Gene Ontology annotation, molecular function: carbohydrate binding.